GUUAGCCUAAGACCGCAAGGACUACCUCUCUUUGAACGAGGACUUGCGCUCCUGGACAGCCUCCUGCACAGCAGCUCAGAUCACCCAGCCCAAGUGGGAGGCGGCCAGUGUGGCGGAGCAGUGAAGAGCCUACCUGGAGGGCAGGUGCCUGGAGUGGCUCCGCAGAUAGCUGGAGAACUGGAAGGAGACGCUGCAGCGCGGUAACCCCCAAGACACACGUGACCCACCACCCCUUCUCUGACCAUGAGGCUGAGGUGCUGGGCCCUGGGCUUCUACCCUGCAAAGAUCACAUUGACUUGGCAGCAGGAUGGGGAGGACCAAACUCAGGACACCAAGCUUGUGGAGACCAGGUCAGCAGGGGAUGGAACCUUCCAGAAGUGGGCGGCUGUGGUGGUGCCUUCUGGAGAAGAGCAGAUACACACGUGCCAUGGGCAGCACGAGGGGCUGUCAGAGCCCCUCAUGCUGAGAUGGGGUGGAAAAAGAGAGAGCUGCUGUCAGGCUACGUCUAAGUGGUGGGGGCAGGAGUGUGGAGGAGCUCACCCACCCCAUAUUUCUUCUGUCCCACAUCUCCCGUGGGCUCUGACCAGGUUCUAUUUUUGUUCUACCCUAGGCAGCAACACCGCCCAGGGCUCUGAUGUGUCUCUCAGGGCUUGUAAGCUUGAGACAGCUGCCUUGUGUGGGACUGAGACGCAGGAUUUCUUCACGCCUCUCUCCAUGACUUCAAGAGCCUCUGGCAUCUCUUUCUACAAAGGCAUCUCAAUGUGUCUGUGUCCCUGUUAGCAGAAAGUGAGGAGGUGGAGAGACAACCCACCCCGUGUCCACCAUGUUCCCUCCCCAGUCAUCUUUCCUGUUCCAGAGAGGUGGGGCUGGGUGCCUCCAUCUCUGUCUCAACUUCAUGGUGCACUGAGCUGCAACCUCUUACUUCCCUACUGAAAAUGAGAAUCUGAAGAUAAAUGUGUUUUCUCAAAUAUUUGCCAUGAGAAGUUGAUGGGUUAAUUAGUCAAUUCCUAAAAUUUGAGAGAGGAAAUAAAGACCUGAGAACCUUCCAGAA
Callithrix jacchus (white-tufted-ear marmoset) is the source of this 1051-nucleotide messenger RNA. The record is from RefSeq and is a predicted model, not a curated record. NCBI's taxonomy places the organism in Eukaryota, Metazoa, Chordata, Mammalia, Primates, Cebidae.